ACACUCUCCCACUCAUGCCUGGCAACCCAGCAGCAACUUCGGACUGGGGCAAAACAAGCCCGGGCCCCUGCGGCACGCGGGGCGAGGAAGCGAGGCCGCUCGCGGGGUGCCUUGCGUGCCCCCCACUCCCGCAGCCCACGCCCUGCUUGCUCACUGUGGGGGCGCAGCGGCCAGGCUUCUCUGUUUGUUGUUUAAAGAAAUCCUAGGGCGGGCGCGCGGUGGCAUCUGGGGUGGAGGGGGGGGCACAGCCAGAAUUCCCUUCCAGCAAGCGCAUGAGGGGCAUUCUCAACGCAAAACCAGACCCAGAAAGUAGUGACCAGCCCUCCUCGGAUUACCCUUCAUUGGCUCCUCCCUUGCUCCCCCCCUCCAGAUUUGCAUAAAAAAGGCCAAGAAAACUCUGGCUGUGCCCCAGCAGCGGCUCAUUCUGCUCCCCCGGGUCGGAGCCCCCCGGAGCUGCUCGCGGUCUUGCAGCGUCUCGCCCGCGCGGUCCUCCCGGUGUCCCGCUUCUCUGCGCCCCGGCCGCCGGCUGCCAGCUUUACGGGCCCCCGGAGUCACACCCAGCGAAGAGAGCGGGCCCGGGACAAGCUCGAACUCCGGCCGCCUUGCCCUUCCCCGGCUCCGCUCCCUCUGCCCCCUCGGGGUCGCGCGCCCACGAUGCUGCAGGGCCCUGGCUCGCUGCUGCUGCUCUUCCUCGCCUCGCACUGCUGCCUGGGCUCGGCACGCGGGCUCUUCCUCUUCGGCCAGCCAGACUUCUCCUACAAGCGCAGCAAUUGCAAGCCCAUCCCGGCCAACCUGCAGCUGUGCCACGGCAUCGAAUACCAGAACAUGCGGCUGCCCAACCUGCUGGGCCACGAGACCAUGAAGGAGGUGCUGGAGCAGGCCGGCGCUUGGAUCCCGCUGGUCAUGAAGCAGUGCCACCCGGACACCAAGAAGUUCCUGUGCUCGCUCUUCGCCCCCGUCUGCCUCGAUGACCUAGACGAGACCAUCCAGCCGUGCCACUCGCUCUGCGUGCAGGUGAAGGACCGCUGCGCCCCGGUCAUGUCCGCCUUCGGCUUCCCCUGGCCCGACAUGCUUGAGUGCGACCGUUUCCCCCAGGACAACGACCUCUGCAUCCCCCUCGCUAGCAGCGACCACAUCCUGCCGGCCACCGAGGAAGCUCCAAAGGUAUGUGAAGCCUGCAAAAAUAAAAAUGAUGAUGACAACGACAUAAUGGAAACACUUUGUAAAAAUGAUUUUGCACUAAAAAUAAAAGUGAAGGAGAUAACCUACAUCAACCGAGAUACCAAAAUCAUCCUGGAGACCAAGAGCAAGACCAUUUACAAGCUGAACGGUGUGUCCGAAAGGGACCUGAAGAAAUCGGUGCUGUGGCUCAAAGACAGCUUGCAGUGCACCUGUGAGGAGAUGAACGACAUCAACGCGCCCUAUCUGGUCAUGGGACAGAAACAGGGUGGGGAGCUGGUGAUCACCUCGGUGAAGCGGUGGCAGAAGGGGCAGAGAGAGUUCAAGCGCAUCUCCCGCAGCAUCCGCAAGCUGCAGUGCUAGUCCCGGCAUCCUGAUGGCUCCGACAGGCCUGCUCCAGAGCACGGCUGACCAUUUCUGCUCCGGGAUCUCAGCUCCCGUUUCCCAAGCACACUCCCAGCUGCUCCAGCCUCAGCCUGGGCAGCUUCCCCCUGCCUUUUGCACGUUUGCAUCCCCAGCAUUUCCUGAGUUAAUAAGGCCCCAGGAGGCCACAGGAGUGGAUAGCUGUUUUCACAUAAAGGAAAAGCCCACCCGAAUCUUGUAGAAAUAUUCAAACUAAUAAAAUCAUGAAUAUUUUUAUGAAGUUUAAAAAUAGCUCACUUUAAAGCUAGUUUUGAAUAGGUGCAACUGUGACUUGGGUCUGGUUGUUUGUUGUUGUUUGUUGUUUUGAGUCAGCUGAUUUUCACUUCCCACUGAGGUCACAACAUGCAAAUUGCUUCAAUUUGCUCUGUGGCCCAAACUUGUGGGUCACAAACCCUGUUGAGAUAAAGCUGGCUGUUAUCUCAACAUUUUCAUCAGCUCCAGACUGAGACUCAGUGUCUAAGUCUUACAACAAUUCAUCAUUUUAUACCUUCAAUGGGAACUUAAACUGUUACAUGUAUUACAUUCCAGCUACAGUGCUUCCAUUUAUUAAAAGCACAUUAACCAUUUCUAUAGCAUGAUUUCUUCAAGUAAAAGGCAAAAGAUACAAAUUUUAUAAUUGACUUGAGUACUUUAAGCCUUGUUUAAAACAUUUCUUACUUAACUUUUGCAAAUUAAACCCAUUGUAGCUUACCUGUAAUAUACAUAGUAGUUUACCUUUAAAAGUUGUAAAAAUAUUGCUUUAACCAACACUGUAAAUAUUUCAGAUAAACAUUAUAUUCUUGUAUAUAAACUUUACAUCCUGUUUUACCUA
Pongo pygmaeus (Bornean orangutan) is the source of this 2413-nucleotide messenger RNA. It is a transcript of the gene SFRP2, whose product is annotated as secreted frizzled related protein 2. Gene Ontology annotation, biological process: non-canonical Wnt signaling pathway; canonical Wnt signaling pathway. Bases 655 to 1542 code for a protein of 295 amino acids. The transcript is spliced from 3 exons. Gene Ontology annotation, molecular function: Wnt-protein binding. The record is from RefSeq and is a predicted model, not a curated record. NCBI's taxonomy places the organism in Eukaryota, Metazoa, Chordata, Mammalia, Primates, Hominidae.